AUGUCAUUCCCAAUUAUCCAUCUCCGGGCUGAGACAAAGCCAUUGGAGCGCCGCUCUCCGUUGUCACCCUCCACCGCCGAGACCCUCAUCAAGGCCGGCUAUAAAAUCUUAGUUGAGAAGUCCGCAGACCGCAUCUACGAUGACGAAGAAUUUGUCGCUGCUGGCGCUACAUUGGUCGAGCCCGGAUCAUGGGUUAACGCAGACAAAGACACCACCAUCAUCCUGGGAUUAAAGGAGCUGCCCGACGAUGGCACUCCCCUUUACCAUACCUUCAUCCACUUCCAACACUGUUUCAAGAAGCAGGACGGCUGGGAAGCCGCCCUUGCGCGCUUCCAAGAGGGUAGCUUGCUUUACGACCUCGAAUUCCUCGCGAAGAAUGGCCGCCGUGUUGCUGCUUUUGGAUACUGGGCCGGCUAUGCCGGUACUGCCAUCGCCCUCCUGUCCUGGGCCCAUCAGAUCCUGAACCCCGGCACUCCCCAAGGCCCCGUCCCCGUUUUCAACUCAGCCCCCGAGCUGGUUACCUACGUCAAGGACGCUAUUCAGGGGGCCAUCGCCGCCAACAAGAACGAGAAGCCCCGCAUCAUCGUCAUCGGCGCCAAGGGCCGCUGCGGCAGCGGGGCUGUCAAGUUCGCUAGCGACGCCGGCCUCGAGGAUAUUCUGCAGUGGGACAUGGACGAGACUGCCAAGGGCGGCCCAUUCCCCGAAAUUGCCGAGUCCGACAUCUUCGUCAACUGUGUCUACCUGACCCAGAAGCUUCCCCCUUUCACUACCUUUGAGGCUCUGUCUGGGCCGGAGCGCCGCCUGCGCGUUAUCUGCGAUGUCAGCUGCGAUCCUAACAGCGAAAACAACCCUAUUCCUGUUUACUCGACUUACAGCUCGUUCAAUAACCCUACUGUUCCUAUCGCUCGCGAGAUUCCUGGACCCGAGGUCCGUGUUGUUGCGAUCGAUCAUCUUCCUACUCUGAUUGCUCGCGAGUCGAGCGACGAGUUCGCUGGUGCUUUGCUGGAGAGCCUGCUGGCUCUCAACAAGCGGGACACUGAGCCUGUCUGGAAGGAUGCACAGAAGAUUUUCGAAGAUCGGGUCAAGGAGAUGAAGGCGUUGCAAUAG
Messenger RNA from Penicillium chermesinum, 1107 nucleotides. RefSeq names its product saccharopine dehydrogenase (NAD+, L-lysine-forming) (gene lys1). Bases 1 to 1107 code for a protein of 368 amino acids. Gene Ontology annotation, molecular function: saccharopine dehydrogenase (NAD+, L-lysine-forming) activity. The record is from RefSeq and is a predicted model, not a curated record. Gene Ontology annotation, cellular component: cytoplasm. NCBI's taxonomy places the organism in Eukaryota, Fungi, Ascomycota, Eurotiomycetes, Eurotiales, Aspergillaceae. The transcript is spliced from 3 exons.